Messenger RNA from Suillus subalutaceus, 1747 nucleotides. Its product is annotated as Alpha/Beta hydrolase protein. Gene Ontology annotation, molecular function: serine-type carboxypeptidase activity. The transcript is spliced from 9 exons. Gene Ontology annotation, cellular component: fungal-type vacuole. The record is from RefSeq and is a predicted model, not a curated record. Lineage: Eukaryota; Fungi; Basidiomycota; Agaricomycetes; Boletales; Suillaceae. Gene Ontology annotation, biological process: proteolysis. The coding region runs from base 1 to 1536 and encodes 511 amino acids.
AUGAAGAAGGUCCUCAGUCUCCUUCCUCUAGCCCUUGUCAUACCAGCAAUCCUCGCAGCGCCAGCCGAGGACACACAAGUCGUUCUUGGUGGGACUAGCCCUGUUCAAAAUGGUCUCUUCCACCUGCCAGGUGCCGAGAGAGUGCAUCAAUGGUUUGAAGAUGGGAAGCAGUUCAUCAAGCAACACGGCUUAACCUAUGAGCUGGUUCAACACCCUCAUUUUGGUGACUAUAAGCUCAGGGUCACGGAGCCCAAGCUUUGUGACCCUUCGGUGAAACAGUACUCCGGUUACCUUGAUAUCACCGAUGAUAAGCAUCUGUUCUUCUGGUUCUUUGAGUCACGCACCUCUCCUGAAGAUGCGCCCCUUGUAAUGUGGCUUAACGGCGGCCCAGGGUGUAGCUCGUCUACCGGCCUUCUGUUUGAACUUGGUCCCUGUAAUAUCGCCGACGAAGGUGCCAACACGACGUUCAACCCCCACAGCUGGAAUACCCACGCGAACAUUAUCUUCCUUGACCAGCCCAUUAACGUUGGAUAUUCGUACUCUGAAGAUGGCAGCACCGUUGACACGAGCCCUGUUGCUGGAAAGGAUGUGUAUGCCUUCAUGGAACUCUUCCUCACCCGCUUUCCCGAAUACUCCACUCAACCUUUCCAUCUCGCUGCCGAGAGUUAUGGCGGCACCUAUGUUCCGAACAUUGCAAACGUCAUCUACACCGAGAAUCAACAGCUUCCUCUUUCGCCCGAGGCUGGACUUGUCAAGAUCAACCUUGCCUCUGUUAUGAUAGGCAAUGGAAUGACCGACAACUACAUCCAAAUGGCAUCGAUACCUGACUUAUCUCUGCGAAGGACCAGGCUGAUCCAAUCUUGUCGCUCUUUUAAUUCCCGCUUAACCUGCGUACCUGCUGCGUUGUAUUGCAACUCUCAGCUUUACGCUCCCAUCCAACAAUCCGGCCUCAACCCUUACGAUGCGCGUAUCAAAUGUGAUCCUGAGACAGACGGCCCUCUAUGUUACCGUCAGAUGGGUUGGAUUGAGACUUAUAUGAACGAUCCUGCUGUCAAAGCUGCUCUUGGUGUGAAUCCCGAGCGCAAAUUCGAGUCGUGUAACAUGGCUGUCAAUCAGGCAUUUAUGCUUCAGGGUGAUUCGAUGCGUAAUACACCGCUUUUGCUGACAGAUAUGAUCAAUGAUGGUGUCAGGCUGUUGAUCUAUGCUGGUAACGCGGAUAUGAUGUGCAAUUACAUGGGCAACGAACGUUGGCUCGAACAACUUGACACUAUCUUCUUGGACGAGUUCUCCACGGCUACGACUGAGCAGUGGGUAACGAUACGUUCUGGAAAGGUAGCCGGUACUGUCCGGUCUGCCGGUGGCGGUGGUUCUGGCGCUGGAAACGUAACCUUCGUUACUGUUUACGAAUCUGGGCACAUGGUUCCUUACGACCAACCUGAAGCUGCCUUGGACAUGAUGACGAGGUGGAUCAUGGACAUCCCGCUCACGCUCGAUAUCACGGAGGCAGCGCCUCUCGUGCCCUUCGGAGGAAUAUAAAUUGAACGUCCAUCUCACAGACAACCUAAGGCGCCUUGUAUUAUUAGAUAAUGGGCCUUACUUAUCGCACUUGACAUGAGCCCUAAUUGGGCUGUUGCAGCUUUCUCACUGCAUCGCCGUGACACGUUUUUACGAAUGUUUGUCUAGAACGUCAUUCAACGUGCUCCUCAUGUUUCGGUCGUGAGAACCAACCCCUGUUUUCAACACGUAC